ACAGGCUUUGACCUCUAAGACCUUCAAAGCUCUCACUUUCUCUCUCUGUCUCUUCUGCAACCAACAGGGUCGUCUAUUUGGUACGAAUCUUGCGUCUUUUCUCUGCAAUUAGGGUUUAUUUGCAGAAAGUUAGGGUUUAUUUUCCCAUUGUACAAAUCUUGGAUCAGUUCUCUGGUCACUUGCAGAGACGCAGCAGGACACCAUUUCAGUUCUGAAGUAUUUUCUGAGCUCUAAGGAAAUUAGUGUUUCCUUUCAACGAAGAAGUUUUACAGCUCUGCAACUAUUGCAGAAGCUCGAUUCUAGUUGGGUUUAUGAAAUUUUUGGGUUGAGGCUUUUGAUGUUUUCUGCAUUUGCGAGCAUCUGAAGUUUUAGGGUUCGGUUUCUCGAUUCUACCUGGAGUUUUGGCUAGGUUUUAUUCGAAGUUAGAGUUUAUUGAGAAGGUAUAUUUUUAGUGGAUUCAGCCUUUCUUGAAGGUUAAUGAGGAUUGCGUUUUGGUUCCUGGUCUGGCUUGUGAAAAAAAUAUUGCUUUGCUUCCCUGGGGUUGUAAAGUGAUCAGUAGCAAAUCAAGUUCCAACUUUCAAAGAUUUAGCUCUCAUUUGCAGAGCUCAAACUUUUAUUUUGACAAUCAAAGUGGAAGAAUUCUGUUCAAUUUCAUGCAUUUGCGGGGACUAGUGUUAACUCCAUUUCCAAUCUCAGAGAGUUAUAUUAAUUCUGAAACACCUGCAUGGUUUCAGGUCCAAAUCUAUCAGGCUUCGUUCUUCAACAUUCAUAGUACAGCAAGUUCUUUUUCCUAUAUAUUACCACAAAAAGGUUUACAAAAUCUGCAGGAGAUUGGAUUUAGCUCAUAGCACUUGCAGAGAAACUCGGGUUUAGGCUCUGAAUCAUCAGCAGAAUUAAAUUUUUGGGCUUGGUUCUCAGAGGCCCGUCAUUUUUGGAAACCAGGAUUUCAUAGCGAUAUUUGAGGUUCUAAAAAACUAGGGUUGUGAGAGUGAUGGUCAUAAAGACAUGGCACAAAAGGCAAUUCAAUCAAUAGGGCUUGGUUACGACAUAACUGAGGAUCUGAGGCUCAAAUACUGCAAAGGAAAUUCACCUGAUUCACACUUGAUAAAGUUGGAUGUAGAUCAAGGGCGAGAUGUUUUUUUGCCUGGUGGGAUCCUGGUGGAGAAUGUAUCGAAAUCGAUAAAAUGUGAUAAAGGAGAAAGGAUGAGAUUCAGGUCUGAUGUUCUCUCUUUUCAACAGAUGUCAGAGCAGUUCAAUCAGGAAUUGUCAUUGUCUGGUAAAAUUCCUUCGGGAUUAUUCAAUACCAUGUUUGAAUUUUCUGGUGGCUGGCAGAAAGAUGCAGCCAACACUAAAAAUCUUGCCUUUGAUGGGUGGUUCAUAAUUCUUUACACUGUUGCUUUAGCAAAAUCACAGAUAACUCUUCGUGAUCAUGUUAAACGUGAUGUUCCCUCAUCGUGGGACCCCGCUGCAUUGGCUGGAUUUAUUGAAAAAUAUGGCACACAUAUCAUAGUAAGCGUAAAAAUGGGUGGUAAAGAUGUUGUUUAUGUGAAGCAACAGCACAACUCAAAUCUUCAGCCUACUGAAAUUCAGAAAAGACUGAAGGAUAUUGCUGAUGAGAGAUAUUCAGAUGCAAAUGGGAGGAAUAGCUUGGAUUCAGAAGAUACCUUUGGAAAGGACAAGAUUGAUAUCAGGGAACACAAGUUGAGAUUUGCAAAUUCCAGUUCAUCCAUAACUGACUCUUACAAAGAGGAACUUACUUGGAUAUUCAAGAGAAGGGGGGGCAGCGACAAUAACCUAUCUCUUUCCCAUACCCAGUGGCUAAACACAGUUCCACAGGACCCUGAUGUGAUUUCAAUGUCAUUUGUUCCAAUCACAUCUUUGUUGAACGGAGUUCCUGGGAGUGGGUUCUUGAGCCAUGCUGUGAAUCUGUAUCUUCGAUAUAAGCCGCCUAUUGAACAACUCCCCCAGUUUUUGGAGUUCCAACUUCCACGGCAAUGGGCUCCAGUGUUUAGUGAGCUUCCUCUUGGCCCCCAAAGAAAGCAACAAUGCAAUUCAUAUCUGCAGUUCAGUUUCAUGGGUCCCAAGCUUUUUGUCAACACCAAUCCGGUGGAUGUGGGGAGGCGUCCAGUGACCGGCCUUCGCCUCUACCUUGAGGGCAAGAAGAGCAACCGCCUUGCGAUCCACCUUCAACACCUCUCUGCCCUCCCUUCUAUACUCCACCUCUCUGACACUCUGCCCCAUGGUCACGGCCCUGGCCCUGGCCCUGGCCCAGAUGAUCUCUGUCAAGACCGCCGCUACUUCGAGGCCCUCCAAUGGCGCCACUUCUCUCACAUAUGCACUGCUCCUGUGGACCGUGGAGAUGAUCCAUGGAUUGUGACUGGUGCGCAACUUUUGGUCCACAAAAACAUCCUCUUUUUGAGGCUAAAAUAUUCGGCAGUCAAUGCUAAGAUUCGCCGCUCAGAUUGGGAACGUUCGGAAGGUUUAGGGCAUAAGUCAGGGAUUUUGUCUACUCUGAUCAGUACGCAUUUUACCGGGGUGGCACGUGCUCCCACUCCGAGGCCUAGUGAUGUGGUUGUGAACUCUGCGGUGUACCCUGGAGGACCACCAGUGCCAGUGAGGACCCCACGCAUGCUUAGCUUUGUGGAUGCGGCAGAGAUGGCUCGAGGCCCUCAAGAUGCUCCCGGGUAUUGGGUGGUUACAGGUGGUAAGCUUUGUGUUGAUAGGGGGCGGAUUUCGAUUAGUGUGAGGUAUUCAUUGCUCACCAUUGUGCCUGAGGUGGAGGAUGAGGAGUGAGGUGUCUGGGUGUGACAUUCUUUGGGGGUUGAGAGAGAGAGAGAGAGAGAGAGAGCAUAGAAUUGCAGAUAAGGGAACGUAGAGUAGGGAUUCCUAUGGGAAUUGUAGGAGAGAUAGGGAUGUAAACAGUGAGGAUAUUGAUGGCGUAAUGGAGAGUAGACAUGGAUGGGAUUGUAGACACCACCUAGAGGGAAAUGCGAGCAGCAUUGCUAGCAUACGGCAUGAUGGGGGUUGGAUAGUGCCACGGUUAUUCUGGAGAAAGUGCAAGAGCUGAUACAUCCAGGUAUUUUAUUUCUUAUUCCUGGUUUGUGUUUUCGGGUAGGUGUUGUGUUCUUAUUAGGGGAAAAACAGGAGAUGUUGAAGUGAUUGGGAAAGGAACCACACAGAUGGGCAUGUAUAAGAAAAUGAGGGAAAUACUAUGGGCAUUAUCAACUCCGAGAGGAUGCAAAAAUGGAGAUAACCAUGGUUUGCUUUAAGAAUGGUGGAAGAUUCUAUGUUAAGUUUGUGGGUGUUACGAUUUCGUGCUCUGACAGAAGUAGGCAAAGGACUGGACGAAGUGAAAGGAUAUUGUUCAUUUUGGUGUUUUUGGUGGGUUUCGUGUUCUGUUGUUCGAUUAUAACUGUGGUCGUGUAGAUAUAUUGUUUGAAUGUAUCUUGAAAUCUUGAUCAAUAUGAGCUCUGAUGUUGAAUAGAAUGCUUUUGUAUGCUUCCAUGUA
Molecule: messenger RNA, 3508 nt
Organism: Amborella trichopoda
Lineage: Eukaryota; Viridiplantae; Streptophyta; Magnoliopsida; Amborellales; Amborellaceae
Product: MAC/Perforin domain-containing protein
Biological process (GO): regulation of salicylic acid mediated signaling pathway; plant-type hypersensitive response
Cellular component (GO): plasma membrane
Source: RefSeq, a predicted model, not a curated record